UUUCGCCAGCCCUGGCAGUUAUUCGCAUAAAAGUAAACAAGUUGCAAAAAAUUAAGUUGUUGCUGGUUUUUAAUGAAUACUACGUUUAUAUUUGCACACAAAACAACAGAAAAUGUCCGAUAUAGACGGCAUUUACUCCGUGCGGCUUGUAAUUGCCGAUUUUUACAUGGAAAAACCCGUAUUUGGCCUGGAUCCCUGCUACUCGGAGUUGCGCGGCAAGGAAAUUAAGCGCGUGCCCAUUGUGCGCAUAUUUGGCGCCAAUGCCAAUGGCCAAAAGUGUUGCAUGCAUGUGCACGGCGUCUUCCCCUACUUUUACAUACCCUACGAUAGGCGGGACUUUGAAUCUGUGGAACGGGGCAUACUGCAAAUAGCCAUGCACUUGGACAAGGCCAUCAAUAUAUCCUUGGGCCAGGGCAGCUCCAAUGCGCAGCAUGUCUUCAAAAUACAAUUGGUAAAGGGCAUUCCUUUCUAUGGCUAUCAUCGCACCGAGCAUCAGUUUUUUAAGAUUUUCAUGUUCAAUCCGCGCUUCGUGCGACGCGCUGCCAAUUUACUGCAAAGCGGCGCCAUAUUGAGCAGAAACUUCAAUCCCCACGAAUCGCAUGUACCCUACAUUCUUCAAUUUAUGAUUGAUUACAAUUUGUACGGCAUGAGCUAUCUGCAUGUGCCGCUCGAGGUGGUCAAGUUUCGCAGGCAUACGGAUGAAGAGGUUGUGCCCUAUGCGAAUGUGAAGCCGGAGCAGCUGCUGGACACCAGUUGCGUUAAGAAGAUCGCCUGCAGCGCCUUGGAGGUGGAUAUUAGUUCGAAUUUCAUACUGAAUCGCUUUCAACUGGUCACCAAAAGCAACACGACGCACACGAAUCCUGGUAUCGAGGCCAUUUGGCAUGAUGAGCACGUGCGGCGCCAGAAGCUCGCCCAAAGCUAUGGCGCCGAUAGCCAGAAACUAAAUGCGCUGCCUGCGCUGCAAGUGCCGCCCACCCAGGAGCGCCCGAAUGUGGAAGUAGCCGAAAGCGAUAGCUUCUAUCGGGCUGCGCUAGAGAGCAAGCUGUUAUCCCUGGAGCAGACAUUGAGCUCGGAUCAAACUCUGUCCGAUCAGACGCAGAUCAGCCAUGCGAAUGUGACGCUCCAGACAAGCGCCAAGGAGCAGCGCCGGCAAUUCAAUUUGCAAAAGCUAUUGGUGAAUGCCGUUUAUCCCGAUGAAUGCACCCAGGAUGCACAGCAGCAGCUGAUGAAUGCAUCUGUCAUACAAAAUCAUCUAUCAGGCAGCGGCAGUCUGCAAAGCCUGCUGCCGGAUGUGGGCAAUGGCGAGGCUGCCUUUCUGGACGAUACGCUCGUGGACGAGCAGCUCUUGGAGAUGCAGGGUCCAGUGCCACAUGACGCUACCUUGCGCGAGGAGGAUUUGGAGCUGCUUGAGGUGCUGCAACAGCUGGAGGAGCAGAACGCAAACGAAUCCCACAUCGAUUUGGACAGCUCGCUGGCGCCGCUCUCGCAGCAGCACAAACAAUUUGAGCUAACGCCUGAGCUGCUGGACAAACAGACGGCAGCUGCAGCCUCGCAGCAGCCGCUGUCCGAAGACGAAAGCGACAACUCGGAUGAGGACAACACCGCGGGCAACAUGCACGACUUUUCCGUUGCCCUGGAUGACAUUGACGAGCUGCUACUUAAGCUAACCCAGAGUCAGCCCAAGUCUCAGAGCAAGACCAGCCAGAACCCGAAAUUGCCGCAAAUCGAUGGCGCCGAUGAUCAGCUGCCGCGCACGCCCACUAAAGCCAAGUCCAAGGCGCAGCAACGGAGUCCACCGCGCACGCCCACAACGCCCAAGAGUCGCAUCAGCAUGCAGCAGCCGCGCACGCCCAAGUCCAGUGCGGCCAAAAAAUAUGCGCCCCUGCCACUGAUCAUAACCAGUCGAUCCGCACAGAAGCAGGCGGAUGCAGCAGCUGCAGUGCCUCCAGCGAGCAGCGCGGUCAAGACGCGUCUGAGCCAACAGCUAGAGACGGGCGUUAGAAGCCCAGCUGUAACGCUGCGCAAGAAACUGGCCAUGACUGAGUUGCGUCGCAAGACAAUCUCCGCAGCGUCUUUUACGGAGAUGUGCAACAAGGCAGCACAACCGGAUGAGCCUACUCCCUUGCGGCGUAGCACGCGCAGUCGCACGCGUGAUUUGGACAAAACGCACAUCAUUUGCUCCCUGACGCCGCGUCGGAGAAAUUCUCGCAUUUCGGAAGUCUUUGAGGCAGCGAACAGUUCAACAGCCACAGCUGAGAUCUUAGUGGAGCAGAAGAAACCACGUCGCAGCGCACGGCACAGCGCCAAGCAGAAUGUUGAGGAGCGAGCAAUCGCUAAGGCAGCGCCUAGUUUGGCAACAAUUAACCAGCCAACGGACUCGCCCGCUGUAACUAGCGACGAUGAGGCAAUUGUAUCUGACACAGAGAGCGAUAGGUCUGUGGCUCAGCUGCGCAAGACGCCAAAUCUGAGACGUUUGCGACGCAGUUUUCGCGAAUCGGUGCUGGCCAAGAGAGCGACGCCAGCGAGUAAAGGAAGUAUAACGCCAGCGAGUGCAAUAAUUGCAUCUAAAUCCCCAAUGCCAGUUACUAAAAAAACAACGAGUGCUAUAAGUCGAAUUCCAGCGAGUGCAGCAAGUCCAAUGCCAGAGCGUGAAAUGGCAGCUUAUGCUAUAAGUCAAAUUCCAGCGAGUGAAACGGCAACGAGUACAAAAACUGAUAUAAGUAAGACUUCAGGGAAUGCAACGCCAACAAGCACCGAAACUCAAGCUUUAGCGAGAUCAAUGAAGUCCACUCCAGCGAGUAAGACACCAACGAGUAAAGCGAUAGCGAGUAAAGCGACAGCGAGUAAAGCGACAGCGAGUAAAGCGACAGCGAGUACAACUGAUAUAAGUCAAAUUGCAGCUAGUGAAACGCCAACGAGUACAAAAAGUCAAGCGAAAGCAAUGUAUUGCACUCCAGCUAAUAAGACACGAACGAGUAAAACGCCAGCGAUUGCGACGCCAACGAGUUCCAAAAGCCAAACCCUAGGGAGUCCUAUGCUAGCAAUAAACUGCACUCCAACGAGUAAACUUUCAGCGAGAUCAAUUCGCACUCCAGCGAGUAGGACACCAGCGACUCCAAUUGUGCCACUCAAGAAUGCACAUGAAGUAGAAAUGAUUGAAGCAAUUGACACACCACAAUGUAGUCCACAGAGCAUAAGCAGUAAUACUCCAGAGCUGAUGAAGAGCUUCUAUGAGCACUCGUUGAUUGUGAACAGUCCGUCCGUAUUCAGCGAUGAUCUGGGCAGUCCGCAGCUGCCCGCCCAAUCAAAAUUUCUCGCCAGGCCCAGCGGCAGCUCAAGCAACUCCGCAGAUCUCAAUACGUUUGUAAUUGCGCCGCUAGAGCUGCCGCCCAGCUAUGAGGAAGUGCUGCAGAGCUGCCGCAAACUGGACAUACCCGAGUACGUGUUCCAGCAGCCCUUCUAUAGCAAUCCCGCCGAUGUUAGCAAAAUGACCGAGGUGGGAUUUCUGGUGCUGCGCAUACCGGGCAACAAGCUCAACGAUUUGGAGCCCUUUCAAAGCAGCGUUUUGGCCAGCCAUCAAGGUCUGGCGGCCUGGCGCCGCAAGCAAUUGGUAGGCAUUGCCGGACCAGCCAUAUUGCAGCGCUAUCGCAGCGAGCAGCAGGUGCGGGAGUACUUCAGCAGCGAGCAGCGGCUGGUCAUGGAGCCGGCAAUGAGUCCGCCUAGCAGGCAGGACGCCAAAUUGUGGCUAAAAGCGCGCGAGCUGCACAAGCAGCGCCAGGGCGAGCAGGAGGAGGAGCAGCUGCGCCCGCUGGCCAACGAUGUGGAUAGCCCCAUUAAAAUCAAGCGCCAGAAAAUAACCAUGAUGCUCAACGAAGGCAAUGGCGAGAGCGGAGCAAGUGGCGAUGAGGACGGGGAGCCGAAUUGCAGUCGCCUAACCCUGACGCCCCUGUCACAGACGCCAGCAACGCCUCAGCCCACAGGCAGAGGUAAGCGGCAAGCGAAGGACACGCCGCUAAGCUGCAAGAUGCGCGCCAGGCGCGCCACCAAGCUUAAAUUUCCAGCAGAACAGGAUGAGCCGCCAGGCAGCAGUCAGUCGAGUGAGCAGAGCGUCGCCAGCAGCGAUGCCUUGGAUGCAUUGGAGCGUAGCUCGUUUGUGCGCCAGCUGGACAGCCUGAGUAGCGGACGGAACAGUCAUGAGCUCAGCUUUGGGCUGACCAAUGCGACGCUGGACAAUACCUUUGGCUUCAAGGUUAAUCUGGAGAAUCUGCAGCAGGCCAAGGCCGACAUUGAGUGCAACUAUUUGACCACCAUGACGCUGGAGCUGUUUGUGCCCACCCGAGACGAACUGCAGCCGGAUCCGCUGUACGACGAGAUACGCUGCAUAUUCUAUGCCAUAGAGCAUAGCCUGCCGGCUGCAGCUGGAGCGGAGCAGCAGGCGCUGCCCAGCAAGGCCUGCGGCUAUAUUAUAGUCAGCGAUGCCCAAGAUUUGGUCAGCGAGGGACGACAUCACGGCCUGGACGCAGACAUUGAGCUGCAGGUGGUGCAGAGCGAGGCGCAGGCUUUUGAGGCGCUGCUGGCGCUCUGCACGCGCUGGGAUGCGGACAUCUAUGCGGGCUACGAGAUCGAGAUGAGCUCUUGGGGCUACAUCAUUGAGCGUGCCAAGCACUUGUGCUUCAACAUUGCGCCCCUGCUGUCGCGUGUGCCCACGCAAAAGGUGCGCGACUUUGUCGACGAGGAUCGCGAAUCGUUUACGGAUCUCGAUGUGGAGAUGAAGCUCUGUGGCCGCAUUUUGCUGGACGUGUGGCGUCUGAUGCGCUCCGAGAUUGCGCUCACCUCGUACACCUUUGAGAAUGUCAUGUAUCAUAUUCUGCACAAGCGUUGUCCCUGGCACAGUCCGCGCGCCCUGACCGAUUGGUUUGCCUCGCCCUGCACGCGCUGGAUUGUGCUCGAGUAUUAUUUGGAGCGUGUGCGCGGCACCUUGGCGCUGCUCGAUCAGCUGGAUCUGCUGGGUCGCACCAGCGAGAUGGCCAAACUAAUUGGCAUACAGUUCUAUGAGGUGCUCUCACGCGGCUCACAGUUUCGCGUGGAAAGCAUGAUGCUGCGCAUAGCGAAGCCCAAGAAUCUGGUGCCGCUCUCGCCGAGCGUGCAGCAGCGCGCACACAUGCGUGCACCGGAGUACCUGGCGCUCAUCAUGGAGCCCGAAUCACGUUUCUAUGCCGAUCCCCUCAUCGUGCUGGACUUUCAGAGCCUGUAUCCGAGCAUGAUCAUAGCCUACAACUAUUGUUUCUCCACCUGCUUGGGUCGUGUCGAGCAUCUGGGCAGCAGCAGCCCGUUUGAGUUUGGCGCCUCGCAGUUGCGUGUCUCGCGUCCGUUGCUGCAGCAGCUGCUGGAGCGCGAUCUGGUCACAAUCUCACCCUGCGGCGUGGUCUUUGUGAAGCGCCAGGUGCGCGAGGGCAUCUUGCCGCGCAUGCUCAGUGAAAUACUGGACACCCGGCUGAUGGUGAAGCAAUCGAUGAAGCUGCAUCGCGACAGCUCCGCGCUGCAGCGUGUGCUGCACUCACGCCAACUGGGCCUGAAGCUAAUGGCAAAUGUUACCUACGGCUAUACGGCGGCCAAUUUCAGCGGGCGCAUGCCCGCCGUCGAGGUGGGCGACUCGGUGGUAGCCAAGGGCCGUGAGACGUUGGAGCGUGCCAUCAAACUGGUGGAGACGCACGAGAAGUGGAACGUGCGCGUCGUCUACGGCGACACGGAUUCCAUGUUUGUUCUUGUGCCCGGACGCAAUCGUGCCGAGGCCUUUCGCAUUGGCGAGGAAAUUGCACAGGCCGUAACCGAAAUGAAUCCGCAUCCGGUCAAACUGAAGCUGGAGAAGGUCUAUCAGCCGUGCGUGCUGCAGACCAAAAAACGCUACGUCGGCUACAUGUACGAGACGCCCGAGCAGCAGCAGCCGGUGUACGAGGCCAAGGGCAUUGAGACGGUGCGACGUGAUGGCUGUCCGGCGGUUGCCAAAAUGCUGGAGAAGGUGCUGCGGCUGCUCUUCGAAACGGCGGACGUCAGUCUGAUCAAGCAGUACGUGUGCCGGCAAUUUACCAAGCUGCUCUCCGGACGCGCCAAUCUGCAGGAUCUCAUCUUUGCCAAGGAGUUUCGCGGACUAAACGGCUAUAAGCCCACAGCCUGUGUGCCGGCGCUGGAGAUGACGCGCAAAUGGAUGCAAAAGGAUCCCAGACGCGUGCCGCGUCGCGGUGAGCGUGUGCCCUUUUGCAUUAUCAAUGGACCGCCCGGCGUGCCGCUGAUACGCCUGGUGCGCAGUCCACACGAGGUGCUGGCCAACGAGGGCUACAAAAUCAAUGCCAUUUACUAUAUAACCAAGGCCAUAAUACCGCCACUGAAUCGCUGCCUGCUGCUCAUCGGAGCCGAUGUGAAUGAUUGGUUCAGCAAUUUGCCGCGCAGGCUGCUCAUAAUGCCGGCUCUGUCGACGGCUGGGGAGCUGAUGAAUCGCGGCAGCGCCAAAUCCACCAUAUCGCAAUAUUUCUCAACGAGCAACUGCAUCAUCGACUGCGGCCGCCAGACCAAGGCGGGCAUCUGCACGGAUUGUGCCCGUAAUGCCAGCAAAUGCGUUGUCACGCUGCAGGCAAAGCUGGCGCAGCUGGAGCGCGGCUACAGGCUAACCCAGCAGAUAUGCCAGGCCUGUUGCGGCCGGUUGGGUGAGCUGCAAUGCGGUUCACUGGACUGCCCGGUGCUGUAUGUGCUGGAGGUGAAGCGGCGGGAGCUGCAGCAAGCGCCGCAUAUACGCAAACAGCUGGAGGAGCGUUUCAAUUAGUUCAAUAUCACGUGUAUAUAUAUAAAUAUUUAGUGGAUGCCUGGAAAACAAUUCAA
This is a messenger RNA of Drosophila virilis, 6873 nucleotides long. It is a transcript of the gene PolZ1, whose product is annotated as DNA polymerase zeta catalytic subunit. Gene Ontology annotation, molecular function: DNA binding; nucleotide binding; DNA-directed DNA polymerase activity. The record is from RefSeq and is a predicted model, not a curated record. Gene Ontology annotation, biological process: translesion synthesis; double-strand break repair via homologous recombination. NCBI's taxonomy places the organism in Eukaryota, Metazoa, Arthropoda, Insecta, Diptera, Drosophilidae. Gene Ontology annotation, cellular component: zeta DNA polymerase complex; nucleus.